AGACACUGUAUUUUUCAGUUUAAAUAUUACAUUAGGUUUGGUUAGGUUUUUAUUUAGAUUUUGUAUUCAUCGUUUUCUUUGUUAUUAAGUUUUUUCCGCCCUCCUAUGUUCUCCAUCCCUAGUCUUUGUUAUAUUGUACUUGUUUUCCAUGGAAGUAACACAAUGAACUGGAUAAUUAGUGCUACAAUAUUCUUGUCAGUGUUAAAUGCUGCACUUUCUUUCAAUAUCGAUCCUGUGGCUUGGAAGACCCUGAGUAGCUCUGCUGCCGGUUUUGGCUACCAGGUGGUUCAAAGACAAUCAGAUUUGCUCGUCAGUGCCCCGCUUGAACAGGGGAAUGGGGGAAUAUAUAGCUGCACCACUUCUCCUCCAAAAUGUCAAGAUAUAAAACUAGAAGCCCCAGAUUUGACAGUUAAUGUGGCCCUUGGUUUGACAAUGAAAAGUGAUCCUACUGCAGAAAACACUGUGGUGUGUUGUCCAUCCAUCCCAAAGCACUGCAAAAGUGUCACCAUGUACAAUGGUGUGUGCUUUCAGAUAGACAGUUCUAAUAGAUUUGGACCACCGAUACCAUCUUCUCUUGAAGAGUGUGAAACACAAGUCGACCUUGCCUUUCUGUUGGAUGGUUCAGGCAGCGUAUCUGGUCCUGAUUUUCGAACAAUGAAGAAGUUUGUGAGAGAUCUAAUUGUAUCAUUUCUCUCAAGUGACACACAGUUUUCUGUUUCCCAGUUCUCCAGUUCCCCACAGAUUCAUUUUAACCUUCAAAAAUUUAACUUACCUGAAAUGGAGGAUAAAAUCAAUAGAAUUAAGCAACACACAGGACCUACUUUCACUGCUAAGGCCAUCAAAGAAGUUGUGGAAAAAGUUUUCAGCCCACAGAAAGGCUCCAGACCAAAUGUGAAGAAGGUCUUGAUUGUAAUUACUGAUGGAGCAUCUACUGACCGUGAGAACCUGGAAGAUGCAGUCCAGCAAGCAGAAAAUAAAACGAUUGCUCGAUUUGUUAUUGGGGUCGGGGAUGCAUUUGAUAAACCUGAAGCAAAACAAGAACUACACACCAUUGCAUCAUCUCCCUCAGAAAAACAUGUGUUUGAAGUGCAGAACUUUGACGCACUUGAAGAAAUAAGACAGAAUCUACAAGACAAAAUUUUUCCCAUUGAAGAAAGCAGUGGAGAGUCACUGAAAAUGGAAAUGUCUCAAGAGGGAUUUAGUACAGUUUAUGCACCUGAGGGAAUUCAGAUGUCUAUUGUUGGUGCAAACCAGUGGAGGGGAGGCUACGUGCAAUACACAGCAGGAGGCCAGAAGCUGAAAACAUAUGAGGGUGUGUCUUUGGAGCCUGACAGUUAUCUUGGUUACUCCAUGGCAAUUGCUAGAACCCAAAGUGGUUCUCUGACAGUUCUUGGUGCUCCAAGAUAUAAACACAGAGGAGUUGUGGUCGCUGUUAACAGAGAAAACUUUGAAAACCAAACGAUUGAGCCCUUUUCAUCACAGUAUCAGACUGGUGAAUAUUUCGGGGCAGAGGUGUGUACCAUGGACAUAAAUAAUGAUGACAUCACUGAUCUUAUCUUCAUAUCAGCCCCAAUGCAUAUGGAGCCUGAUAGAGAGGGAAGAGUUUAUGUUUGCAGAUUAACUGGUUUGUUUGUGGAGUGUAAUUUUGAUGAUCCAUUAGUACUAAGAGGACAUGCAGCUGUCAAAGGAAGGUUCGGCUCUUCUCUUGCUGUACUGCCUGAUCUAAACUCAGAUGGAUUCAGGGAUUUGGCAGUUGGAGCACCUUUGGAGAAUAAUGGUGAAGGCAGCAUCUACAUAUUCCACAGUGACGGAGGACGAAUCAGUCCUACUUACUCACAGAGAAUUACUGGCGCUGAGGUCCAGUCAGGACUGAAGUUCUUUGGAGUGACAAUCAGUCAGUUCUCUUUUGAUCAGAGCGGUGAUAAACUUCCUGACUUAGCGGUGGGUUCAAAGGGCACGGUUGUCUUACUGAGAUCAAGACCCAUAGUAAUGGUUGAAGCUGAGGUGUUAUUCAGCCCAAACCAAAUCCCUACUCAGAAUGUAAGCUGCUCAAAACCAUUGGAGAACACAGCUACAGUCUGCUUUACCAUGAGCAGAGUGUCUACAGUUGAUCAAGCUCAAGCAAGAAUUAAUUAUACUUUUACACUGGAUGCCACUCGCAAACCUCCAAACAACAGAGCUUAUAUUAGUGGGAAACAACGAGAGGAGUCUCGAUCAGUCAUUGUUGAUUUAAGAACACCAAACUGUUCAACUGUAAACUUCUUUAUUGAGGCCUGCCCAGACGAUGCUCUCAAUCAACUUUCCAAUGAGCUCAAAUUCACAUUUGACGGUUUUCCUUCCAACACAAGUCUCAGACCAAGUCUUGCUCAGCAGGCUCAAACAACAACCAUUUUUCCUUUAGGGUUUGAGAUAAACUGCGGCACUGACAACAAGUGUGUCGAUGAUCUAAAAGUGGAUUUCAACUUCACCAGAUCCUCAGAGGUUAAAGUGGGCAUGGAUGAGCUUUUGAAUGUCACAGUCUCAGUGGAGAACAGAGGAGAAAACUCCUACAACAGUCGUGUUAUUCUCACAUAUCCAGCUGGACUCUCCUACAGGAAGUUCACCAUUCAGCAGGGAAGAAUUGAGUGCAAGUCCUUGGACAGUGAAGAUGGUUUAUCACGAGGAAGGACAGACUGCACUAUUGACAAGCCAAUUUUUAAGAGCAAAACUGAGGCUUUCUUCAUUGUCUCCUAUGGCAUUGACACCAACAGUCAACUUAUGAGAAAGAUUUUUGUCACUGCAAAUGCCACCAGUGGAAAUCAGGAGAACACUACUACAAGUGAAAUCUACAAAAUGAAAGAGAUUGCUGUGAAAUACAGCAUUUUCAUGACAUUUGAAAACACCCUCAGCUACAGCAAUUUUUCUUUUGGGAUAAAUAAUUUGCAGAAACCAGUUCGACAAUCAGUCACGGUAACAAAUGAUAUCAGAGCGCUUAAUUUCACUGUGGUGAUCAGGGUUCCAGUGAAGCUUGGUGAAAAAGACAUUUGGGUGAAUUUGAGCAGCCUACAGAUUGCAGACUGUCAGAGAGGAAAUGAUGAAGAACCAAGUGUCAAAGAUUUUGUUCCAAAGAUACAAAAGGAUAAAGUGGUGGACUGCUCUGUAGCCGUGUGCAGAGUGUUCAAGUGCAACACAUUCAUGGGAAGACUGCAGAGUAGGACAUACCAAAUCUCUGCCAACCUCAGUUCAGGAUGGAUAGAGCAGAUUGGAAUUCAAUCUGCUAAAUUCCUCUUGACCAGUACAGCCACUGUGGAGUAUGACAAAGAACAAUACAUCUACUUUUCAACAGGGUCUAACAACAACCCUCCUGUUCGCAAGAUUGUAGCAGAGGUAGAAGUGUACCCUAAGCCAGAUUUCACUAAAGCCAUCAUUGGAGGAUGCCUGGGAGGGUUGGCUAUUCUGGCUUUACUCACUGCUGGCCUGUAUAAGGCUGGGUUUUUCAAGAGCAAAUAUAAACAGAUGAUGAAAGAAAGUGCAGAAGAUGGUCCAGGGAAUGAUGCAAGUGCACUCACAGCAGAAUAACAAAAUCACAUUUGUAGUUGUACAUUUACUGUAUAUGAAAAAAUUUAAGGCCCUUCUGAUAUUUUUCGGAAUGGACAGUGUGGGUAGCAAUGUCCAUACUACCACAUUUGAUUCACUCAACAAAAGAUAGCUUGUUGUGUUUGAAAUCACUCAUUUUCUUGCUCAUUUACUGUUAUCUAUAAUAGAGGCUCCUAGCUCUGUCCUUCCACUACCUUCAAAACUGGGUUAGAAAUGAAUGGAAACGAUCCCGAAUAUAUAUAUAUAUUUUUAUAAAUUAUUUUAUGUUCUCCUUCAGGAGCAGAAAACUGCUGAAAUUAAAUUAUCUGAGCAGAAAAAUACAAUUAUCAAUCAAUGGCUUAAACUUGAGACACCUGAGGACAAAGGAGACACAAAGUCUGAAUACUCAAAUAAAAUGGAUGAGAUUAAAUUGGCUUGUCUGUGAAAGUCCUGUGAUGCAUUAUGGUAGGAAGUGUCUUUUCAGAGUGAAGUUCAAUUUUUUUGAAGAAUCUUACUCUUACUGAUCUGAUCAACAAUAAAAUAUGUUUUGUCA
This is a messenger RNA of Oreochromis niloticus (Nile tilapia), 4108 nucleotides long. Its product is annotated as integrin alpha-M. Gene Ontology annotation, cellular component: external side of plasma membrane; integrin complex. The coding region runs from base 106 to 3558 and encodes 1150 amino acids. The transcript is spliced from 30 exons. Gene Ontology annotation, molecular function: integrin binding. The record is from RefSeq and is a predicted model, not a curated record. Gene Ontology annotation, biological process: integrin-mediated signaling pathway; cell-matrix adhesion; cell-cell adhesion. NCBI's taxonomy places the organism in Eukaryota, Metazoa, Chordata, Actinopteri, Cichliformes, Cichlidae.